Amoebophrya sp. A120 is the source of this 3525-nucleotide messenger RNA. The record is from the annotation of a GenBank genome assembly. Lineage: Eukaryota; Dinophyceae; Syndiniales; Amoebophryaceae.
CGGCGUGAAACACCGAACCGAGGGCAAACUGCCCGGACCGGCGCCUGGGUACCACGUGUUGACCGCUUCAUGCAGUUUCUUCGACAUCGAGAUCGACGUCAAGUUCAACAUGUCGUGCAGCUUCUACCAUAUUUUUCUACCAUGUAGUCACGCUCGACACCGCUUCUAUUAUUUGAUGAGAUUUGCAUGGAUGCUGCAGCGCUAGCAACCUAAAGAGUAUUAAAAGUGGACGAGAAGAAACUCCUCCUAUCCACAGGUCUUACAACCCGUCCCAAAAUUUGGUCCGGUCUCGAUCAAUCGGCGCAGGUAUGCAAGGGAACAAGGAACAUCUCAGGAGAGAGAAAAACUUGUGAUGCGUCCUUUGCAAAAUGCUGGUUGUCUCGAUGAGGCACCUGCGACACCGCAACUACUGCAGGUCGUUGCAAAAGACCAGGCAUGAUCUUAAUCCAGGUCGGCAUCACAAGUGAACUGCUUAUUGCAGUUUAGUCUCUAUCUCCGAUUCAUUUUCAUACCUUUCAGUAGCCGUGCCCCGCGGGAUACCACACAAUGGCUGGUGAGGAACAAAAAAAUGAACGUUCCCAUGAUAAACCUGCGGGAAGACCGAACGAGCUCUGCGAUGCUUGGGAAUAGGAGCUUUAACUACGCUAGCAGGAUAGCGGUAUGACUCUUUUUGACAUCAUCUUCGAUCGUAUGCAUGACAAAAUUUCAUUGCCAUUUCUCAUUCCCCAUGACAAACUUUUUACACAAAAAUAAAACUUUUGUCCUAACAGACGCCGUCCAAGCUGCGACAGGAGAUUACUUCGCCCCUCGUUCGCGACAGUGGGUUUUCUUUGAGCAACAGUAGCAACUACUACCCGCUAGCAGUGAAAAGAGACCUUUCCAGGGACUAUAACCUCUCCGACUACGCGUCCCGUUCGCGGUCCGUCAGCCCCACAAGGAUGGACCAAAUGGAAGCUUUCACGAGUCAAUUAGAUAGAAGUGUUGCGGGUACCAGUGUAGGAGGAAUGAAUAACAAUAACCUCUCCUCCCUGCAAGACUACGAUCCCUACAAUACCCUCGCCUCCACAUCCUACCAAAACCCGGCUCUCUACGUCCCCCGAAUCCAGGAGCCCCGGCCCGCCAGUCCGCUGCAUGCCCAAACCCCCAGCACCGCGACUUUUGUCCGGGCUACAGAACUUGGGGGAGAAGGACAAGGACCUCCUGUGUCCCCGAAUAGUAGCAAAAAGACGGCAACCUCUAUGGGACUCUCAACUGUUUUUACAUUCUCAACUGUUACAUGAAUUUGUAAUGCAAGAAUAUCAAAAGUCAAAGGAGGGGGGUUGGUUGCACAUCCAGCAUUACAAAGUCCGCACAGGUUUAGAUGCUGUUUAGCCCUUCGGGAAUUCAAUUUGUUAUGCGAAGUAGCUUGAUCCUGUGGUGGCUUAUGGCAAUUUUGCAUCACAAAUUCAUGUAACAGCUGAGAGUGUACCGUUUGCGAACGCCAUAACCUCGGUGAAGUCACAAGCUUCGAAACAAAAUUUUUACAGCAACUAUGCCUACCAGCCGAAACCGCGGCACUUCUACAAGGAGGAGCAGAAAACCAGAGUAAUGGGACAAGACCCGGUAAUUUUGUCAGCAAGCAAAUCGACGGCCGGUGGGAGUGCUGCGACAAUGGUAGGGUCCAAAGCAUCAAGUCGAAAGCCGGUGCAGACAUAUACGAAGAACGGGAAGAAGGUACCUACUAGUAGUGGUACGAUUCCAAGCGUAGCACUUUUCUAAACUUGUACUUGAACAUGUCAUGCACCUUCUGCAUGAAGUUGAAGACGCACACGCACGUGCUUGUCCAUCUUUGUGAAGAUGCACACUUACGUAUACUUUACACCAUAUCUUCAUCUACCAAAUACAGAUCCCGGGAUCCCGCAGCGAGCACGUAAUCAAGCGCGCCUACGGCGGUGGCAUGGUAACCGACUACGGGAAAACCGAUAAUCACAUCGCCUUGAACUACGUAGGUCAGCCGAAAAAUACCCUUUCCCCCGCUUCCUCCGCGAAAAAAAUCAACCAGAUUAUCAACCAGAGUGAAAAACGACUGAAGUUGCAGGAGGAGGUUAGGUUAACGAUUCUGAAAAACCGCGAGGAUUUAGAAAGACGGUUCCGGGGGUUGAAGACAAAGAGAAACGAAAUGGCACACAUGAAGCUUGUUGAGCUCGAAAACGCGAUCAGCUCGGGAGCCGGAAUUGUUCUAGGGUCUACUACUAAUACCUACUCCCGCGGGGCGACACCAACUUCGCCGAAUAAACCGACCGAAUUUCAACUCGCUUCAAACAUCUAUGCGGAGAGUCACAGCGCGAAGAACACCGCGGAGUCCUUUCAAGUGAGUCCGACGAGUGGGAAAAUUAGCAGAACGAAAUCCCCCGGCGGGGGAAGUAGUAGUAACGCAGGUGGAAGGAAAAAUCCGCGGAGCCCGGGGGUUAGGGGAACGAGUACGACGAAUAAGUUUAUGCACCAUGUCAUGGCGAGUCAGAAUCGGUGGGAUCAGCACUUUAUCCUGUGCAAAAGUAUCGUACUCGUAUAAAUGCAUAUACAAAUUUUCUCAGCAUGAGAAAUAAAAUUUGUAAUGCCGAUUUACCCAUAAGAAAAAAAUUUGUAAUGCAUGAUGGCAAUACGAGUAGGCACGAUAAUUUUGCAUUGCAUACACUUGUCCAGCCUGAAAACCGCCGGAGGCGUCAACUUAUCCCGGUCGGCGAAGGGGGUGUAGGCUAUCCUGAGUAAAAACGUCCCCACCCCAGAGUUGUCAUGCAAAUCUGCAUGGUAAAAAUGCCUCUCAUGCGGAGCCCCAUGACAGGCAUUUUUUAGUCGUGUCUCGCAAUUUGUCAUGCUCCAAUCGGCAUGGUGCGCUGGAUCUGUGAUGCUGCUCAUCUAGCUAAACAGGAUUACACCACGAGGCCAAAUUUGUAAUGCAGAACUCCCAAAACUUGCAGAUUUGUGUUGCAGACUUCCCAUUUUGACUAUGGUGUGGAGAUGCUUUUACAUAUGAUAUAGGCGGGGGAGUUCUUAGUUGUACUACAGGGAGUUUCGAAUAGAUCUAUGAUUUCCCCUUGAACUAUGUAAAAUCAGAUGCAGAUGCAGCGGAAACAAAGCAAUGUGAAAACAUCAAUAAGAACUCAGUUGCAGUUCGUCCGUAUCAGAAUCAGAUUCAAAAGCCAUAAACAGGCUGAAAAUAAUAGACAUGUAAGAUGGACUUGUUUAUUGCAUUCUUCAUUCAAAACCAUGAUUCGCACAAAUUGAAGUUUGAUUUUCUAGACCGGUUGAGACACCGAUCGCCAGCUACUUACAAGCAGGAAUAUAGAUAGUACGAUAGACAGUCACUCGCUCGCCUAAAGAAGCGAGCACACGAUUGAUUUUCUAGAUUCUUUGACAUUCGCACCAGGAGCAGGGCUUCAUGCACCUCUUGAACUCGUUUUGAUGAAACGCAUCUUGGUUGAACUCUUGUAAAACAUUUUUUUUGGAAAAGUCAAAAUGUACAAAAAUGACGUAAAAUUCUCAUUU